GGAAAAAAACUCACCAAUACAGUUCAUUCGAAUUGCGUACCGCGCAGGCAUCACACUGCCUUUUGCUAUCAUUUAGUAUUAGUACAUAUUCCAGCUGUCAGUAUGGUUGAAGCGUUCUGUGGAACUUGGAAGCUUGUAGACAGUCAGAACUUUGACGAGUAUAUGAAAGCGAUUGGAGUGGGCUUUGCCCUCAGACAAAUUGGCAACGUUACGAAGCCCACUAUCAUCAUCAGUGAGGAUGGAGACAAGGUCGUCCUGAAAACCCAGAGUACGUUCAAAAACAACGAAAUAUCAUUCAUACUGGGAGAAGAAUUUGAAGAGACAACGCCGGACGACAGGAAAUGCAAAUCUACCGUGACCCUGGAAGAUGAUAAACUGGUCCAAGUUCAAAAGUGGGACGGCAAAGAAACCACGUUUGUCCGAGAGGUCAAAGACGGGAAGAUGAUCAUGAACCUUACCUGUAACGAUGUCAAUGCACUGCGCAUAUACGAAAAGGCGUAAAAUACGUCGUCUCUCUUUUAAUAAUUUUAUGCUUACUUAAUUGCCUCUAGAUCUAAAAUGUUUUCCUUUGGUUUGCUUUUAUGAAAACACAUCGACGUCUGUUGCGUCCACUUAAUUUUUAUAUGAAUAUGCUAUACUGAAAAAUAGAACUUAAUAAAAAAUAAGCAGACCUACUGA
Brienomyrus brachyistius is the source of this 678-nucleotide messenger RNA. Its product is annotated as fatty acid-binding protein, brain-like. Lineage: Eukaryota; Metazoa; Chordata; Actinopteri; Osteoglossiformes; Mormyridae. The transcript is spliced from 4 exons. Gene Ontology annotation, biological process: fatty acid transport. The coding region runs from base 103 to 501 and encodes 132 amino acids. The record is from RefSeq and is a predicted model, not a curated record. Gene Ontology annotation, molecular function: fatty acid binding. Gene Ontology annotation, cellular component: nucleus; cytosol.